CGCCGGCCCGAUGGAGGGACUCCAUCUCCCACGGUGCCUCGUGGGCGGUCUGAUUGGGGAGACUCAAUUUCCCAGAGUGCCUUACGGGCAGCUGCAACGACCGCCCAGCUAGGACUGGACGCUGCGGCCUUCUCGGUGCUGGGGCCGCAAGCCUGGCCGGGCGGCGGCGGGAUGGACAGCCCGGAGGUGACCUUCACGCUGGCUUACCUGGUUUUCUCCGUGUGCUUCGUGUUUACGCCCAACGAGUUCCACUCAGCCGGGCUCACCGUCCAGAACCUACUGUCUGGAUGGCUGGGCAGCGAGGACGCCGCUUUCGUGCCCUAUCACCUGCGUCGCACUGCGGCCACACUGCUGUGCCACUCGCUGCUGCCUCUCGGCUACUAUGUGGGCAUGUGUUUUGCGGCCUCAGAAAAGCGGCUGUAUUCCCCCGGCCAGGCUCCAGAAGCCUGGCGGUUCUUUCUGCUGCUGGCCCUAACCCUCCCCUCCAUCGCCUGCACACUGAUCUACUACUGGUCCUGGGACCGAUGGGCCCGCCAUCCUCUGGCUCGCACCCUGGCGCUCUAUGCCCUUCCACAGUCUGGCUGGAGGGCCGUGGCCUCCUCUGUCAACACCGAGUUCAGGAGGAUUGACAAGUUUGCCACGGGCGCUCCGGGUGCCCGUGUGAUUGUGACAGACACAUGGGUCAUGAAAGUGACCACAUACCGUGUGCACGUGGCCCAGCAGCAGGAUGUGCACCUAACUGUGACUGAGUCACGACAGCACGAGCUCUCACCAGACUCAAGCCUGCCUGUGCAGCUCCUCACCAUCCGCGUGGCGAGUGCCAGCCCUGCUGUGCAGCCUUUCGACAUCCGGCUGAACUCCACAGAGUAUGGCGAGCUGUGUGAGAAGCUCCGGGCACCCAUCCGCAGCGCAGCCAACGUGGUCAUCCACCAGAGCCUGAGUGACAUGUUCUUGGAGACUUUUGCCUCCCUGGUAGAGGUCAACCCAGCCUACUCAGUGCCCAGUAGCCAGGAGCUGGAGGCAUGCAUUGGCUGUAUGCAGACACGUGCCAGCGUGAAGCUGGUGAAGACCUGUCAGGAGGCAGCCGUGGGCGAAUGCCAACAAUGCUACUGCCGCCCCAUGUGGUGUCUCACUUGCAUGGGCAAGUGGUUUGCCAGCCGCCAAGACCCCCAGCGACCUGACACCUGGCUGGCCAGCCGUGUGCCCUGCCCCACCUGCCGUGCCCGCUUCUGCAUCCUGGACGUUUGCACGGUGCGCUGAGCCUGCAGGGUGGGGCCUUGGGGGUCCCAGCCUGGCUCUGCUCCCCACUCCCUGCCCCUGCCUCCUGCAGAGGUGCCUAAGCCUCCUGGGCCUUAGCAAAGGGCUCUAUUCAAAGCACAUGAUCUGCAGUGACUUGCUUUUACCCUGAGUCUGGAGAAGGUGAGGACUUUGGCUUAAAAGGAAUUCUCAUGAAACGCACCAUUCCUUAUUCCCCAUAGCAGCAGUGGGAUGGGGUCUUUAGCACCUCUUCCCUCCUUCCCUCUGCCUUCCUCUAGGUAGGGGCAAGUACUUGACACAGAAAACAAGGCAUUGGGCCUAUAUCCAGAGCAUUCCAGGCCUUAUUUAUUCCCUGGGAGACUGAAUCAUAACAGCAAGAGCUCUUUCCAGACUCAAGCCUGCCCGUGCAGGCUGGGCCACUUGCCUUAAUUUAAGGAAGCACACUUGUCCCUCAGCUACAUGCCAGACCCAGACUCAUCCAAGACUGGUCAUGGUACAUUCUUUUGCCCUGUCCUAGAGCUGACCACUGGCCUUAUGGGGUUGGGCCCUACUCAUAGGCCAUGGGCUGCUUGGAGAACCCUGGGCAGAGUCUGGUAAAGGAGAGGAGAAUGGGGGGUGCUAUUCCAGUGUGAGAGUGGUGGCUGCGAUUAGUCAAGGGGCUGCUUCUGGGUAGGAUGGCAGUAGCAGCACCGUGAGGACAAGCUAGAGUGUCCUCCACUCCUUUAUCGGGGCCACCUCACCCCCUGGAGGGGCACUUGAUCUGUCCUUGUUACCUUCUCUCACAAGUCCAGAGAAGACUGAAGCCUCAGACGCCUGACUCAAGGUUGGGGUUGGGGCUUGAACUGAGGACCAGAUGCCACAGUGGCAUUCCAGAAAAAAGGCCCAAAGGGGAAGCAGCACAGGCUGGCCACUGCCCCCAGGUCUGCCUGGUUUAAGCUCUGGGCCUUGAUGGGCAUUUUGCCCAAUUCUUGUGUGCAGGUGGGAAGGGAAGACAGUGGCUGGGCCCCAAGGUGCACUUGAUACAGGCAUGGCUGCCAGAGGGAGCCACCCUCACACUAGUGGCCCUAAAGCCCCUAAUCCUGGCUGUUUCAGGCAGGGGUGAUAGACUUUACCUGCCUGACUCACCCAAAGCUGCACCUAACCCCAGAGUAUUAGGAGCAAAGAAGGCUGGUUUGUCAGGCUCCCUGGGGUGCUCAGAGCCAACGGCAGAUGAAGUUGGGGAUCAGGAGCCAACCCAGCCUGGGUCCGGAGUGUUAAGGGCUGCGUGCUUUGGUGUUAUUUUUACUACAAAAGAAAGUUACUUAGUUUUAUAAAGACAAAUCCAUUGUAGCUAUAUAAUACUGGUAUUUAAUAAAAUGUUAGUCUGAAGUGA
Tupaia belangeri chinensis (Chinese tree shrew) is the source of this 2629-nucleotide messenger RNA. RefSeq names its product transmembrane protein 129, E3 ubiquitin ligase (gene TMEM129). Gene Ontology annotation, cellular component: endoplasmic reticulum; membrane. Gene Ontology annotation, biological process: protein ubiquitination. The transcript is spliced from 4 exons. Lineage: Eukaryota; Metazoa; Chordata; Mammalia; Scandentia; Tupaiidae. Gene Ontology annotation, molecular function: ubiquitin protein ligase activity. Bases 172 to 1260 code for a protein of 362 amino acids. The record is from RefSeq and is a predicted model, not a curated record.